AUGUAUUUAUCAUCUAUAUCAUCUGAAGAAUAUGCAACAAUAGAUGAAACAAAACAAUUAAAUUUAUGUAAAAUUAAUCAAGUUAUUUAUACAAUUCGUUCAACAAUUGAUAAUGAUAAUAAUAAUGAAGAAGAGAUUCUAGAUAAUACAAAUAUACUUGAACCAACUUCAGGAUUUGAUCAGAUUUUUGUUCAAACUAUUCUCUAUGAAGUUAUGAUGAGACUUUUUAGUUUUUAUUUACUUAUUGUUAAUAAUCGAAGUUUAUUUACCCUUCGAUUAGAUGAUGCCCAAAAAUGGCUUAGUAUACCAACUGAAAUAAUUAAUAUAUUAAUCUGCCAUGAAUUGAAAACUAAAGAAUCCUACAAAAUCAUCAAAACACAUCGAUCAUUAUUAACGCAACAAUCUGGUUUAUUUAUAUCAUUGAUAAGACAUAAUAGUAUGUCAUCAUCUCAUAAUGUUUCACCAUCACCAAAAGUUACAAGUCCUGUUUAUACAAACACAACUAAUAAACAACCACAGUCACCACCUGUUCCUGCUAAAUCAAAAUAUCGAGCAUCAAAUACACAACUCGUGGGGAUCAAUGGAGAUAAUCAUACUCAAAGAAAAAUACAAUGA
Rotaria sordida is the source of this 615-nucleotide messenger RNA. The record is from the annotation of a GenBank genome assembly. NCBI's taxonomy places the organism in Eukaryota, Metazoa, Rotifera, Eurotatoria, Philodinida, Philodinidae.